Habropoda laboriosa is the source of this 10112-nucleotide messenger RNA. RefSeq names its product teneurin-m (gene Ten-m). Gene Ontology annotation, biological process: motor neuron axon guidance. Lineage: Eukaryota; Metazoa; Arthropoda; Insecta; Hymenoptera; Apidae. Bases 9 to 10112 code for a protein of 3367 amino acids. The record is from RefSeq and is a predicted model, not a curated record. The transcript has 16 exons.
UCGUCUCAAUGUGCGAUCCCACGGCGUUGUUGGAUCUAGUGCCGAGUGAGGGAUUACUCAAGAGGCCAUCCAUGGACUAUAACGAGUACACAUACUGCUACGGUGGUGGUCGAGGGUGUUUGUUGGAUAAUUCGGCGCCACGGGGCCCGCCCGAUGUGCCACCCCGUAAUCCUACAAUGAGUCGCGUCAACGGAAGAUUGCCAGGAAGUCACGCAGCCAGCGAUCACGAGCGUGAUCCCGACCUCCAGCCGUCCUGCCUCGUACGCACCUCAUCCGGCGGCUUCUACAGUAUACCAAAGAUACCGAAGAAUGAGUACAACAACAAGAAUCAGUCCACGGGGAAUAGUCCAAUAAAGGUCGAGCUGCAAAACAACAUGGACAGAGUACCUUUACCGUACGGCCACGCGCCCUCAAUGAUCCCAAUGAGGAGACAAAGCAUUCGUUGCCAUUUUGUCAAAGGGGUCGAUUGGUGCAGCUGGAAAUUAAUUGCAAUGAUGCUACUUAUGGUCUUGCUAUGCAUAACGGCAGCGCUAGCCUACGUUGUAGUAUCAAGUAUAGUGAACCGGUCCUAUCAAGGAACGAAAACGUGUACGGUGCUGGUCGGCGAGAACGCGGACACGAAGCCGGUGUCUUCGGACAGGAACAAGACCUCGUCGUCGGCGGAAUCCUCACAAUCCACCAGUCGAACACGGCAACAGGCGUCCUCAGGAGGUAGUAUUAACCCGUCGGCUAGCAUGUUAGAGCACGUGUACACCCGUAAGCGUAGGGACACGUUUAACCAGCAUGCGUUGCACCAAACUAUCGCAUCGCCCCGUGAACGCGCCGACAAGCCAUCCUCGUCGACCGUGGCCGAUCUUGAACACUCGUCACGGUCCGAGCAGAGGCCAGCGGAGCUGUUCAACGGGGAUCGUCCUCAUGGUGUGGUUGUUGUGCAUGAAACGGAGCAUGCGGACGAUCCUCUACCAAAUGUGAACGCCAGACAUGCGGAGCUGCUCGAAGACGUACUCGAGUCAUCGUCCUCGUCGUCGUCGACAGAACAGACGACGAUUACUCCCAUGGGGACACUGCUUCACGUGAAUGUCUCUGACUCUUCGAAUACCACUAACUAUACUCAUGAUCGUUCGACUCAUACCACUGUCGCUGCUACUCUCGACCUAGCCUCCUCGUCCUCUAUCUCUGUUGCCUCUGUCCAACCUGCUACUAGCGAUCGUUCGUACGCCUCUUAUUCGUUCUCCUCUACCGUUUCACCUAACGAACCGGCUGACCAACCUUUAGAGACCCAGUUCGAUAAUAGUGCCACGGGAUCCGCGUUAAACGUCGCUACCGAUCCGAUAAUCGAACCUUCGAUCGACCGUUCAACCACGGACAAUGCUUAUAUAGAGACUACGGAAACUUGGGAUGUUCCUAGGGCUUACGUUAGUCCUGAAGUAGCGUUAAACGUAGAAUCGAAGGAUGUAGAAUUGACGACCGUGAGAGGUUCGAUGGAUAAUCAGAAGAGUAGUACUAGUGGUAGCUUAGAACCUGUAGAUAACGUAAAGAGAACCGUAGAACCGGUAGAAAGUAAGAAGAAGAAUGACAACGUCACCGUGUACGACGAUCGUCUCACGAAUAUCACCGAAACGUCGAACGUAAGUACCACUGGCUCGACGAAGAGCGAACAACCGGAUGAUAACGCGGUACCGGCGCGAGUAGAGCACGUAGACACCGCUAGUACAGUUUCCUCGGAAUCCACGAAGGAAGCGAGGGCAGGCGGAAGGGUCGAGGAAAGCAAACCAAACGGUAAGAAUCUGGAAAGUGAAAAUACUGCAGGGAACGGACCGCAGGAUCGUAGGAAUGCGAACGCUUCCGACAAUUUUUCGGACGUCGUGAAGGAAACGCAAGAACUCUCCCGGGAGGAAUCCUCGUCCGAAACGGAGGUUUGGCCGAGUCGUGUGAAAAGUUCCGAGAAAUCCGAGGAACUCCAGCGGGACUACCCGAUUUAUAAUUACGGCCAGGACGAGGUCGAGAUAGUGAAGCUGAAUCACGGCAACGACGUGGCCGAGACCACGAUAAAAACUAAGCAACAGGCUCGUUCUGUGUUUGAUAACGGACUGAAGAUGAACAAUGUUCCGCGUUUAGGGCAAAGAACUAGCAAUUAUGGGGUAUUCACCAUAGACAAGACCGACGAGUCCCUCAGGGAGUUCGAGAGAAAGUUCAGCGAGAAAUCGUCCGAAGCAGACUACUCUGACACAGCUAAAAAAUUGCACGAAGGUACUAACAACGCGGGAUCACACGCGAGAUCGAAUUCACCUACCGAAUCACCUACACCGCUGACUCAGCAGGUGAAAAUCAUCGAGGUACCGGUUGAUAGGUCUGGUCAUAAAUCCUCAUCGAAAUCAUCUUCAUCGGCGUCGUCUAAUAGGGUGCUUGUAAACAUCACGAUAGCUUCCGGAGAUCCUGCAGCCUCGAAGCCGCUUUACGUGCUAUCUGUCUCUGUGCCUACGAACGGUAACGCUGACGAACAGACGUCUGGGGUGAAUGUGAACCAGGUUCAGACGCACGAGCACGAAACUUUGUCGGAGGAAUCAGCCUCGAGCAUGAGAAAGGUCGCGAAUCCUACGGUUGGAAACGAUAAUCGAUUGCCUCCGCCGCCACAGCCGCCCUCGUCACCUCCGCCUCCAAUCUGGGCUGGUGGCGAGUGUGAGUGCUCGUGUCCGUGCAUGGGUUCAUCGUCUGACGAGUGGGACAAUGAUUCAGGGAACGACGAAUCCGUAAACUCCGAUCAAGAGGAACAGGUGAAUAACUCGAACGUCUCUGUGGACAAGUCACUCGAUCAUCGGGCAAAGACAACGACUGAUUCGAGUCUGAAGGAUCAGGACGAUGGAAAAGAGUCCACAGUGACUAUGGAGGAGUCUGUAAGGAGCGAGGUAACCACCUCGAACACCGAGCACGAUUAUUCCUCGACUACUGAGGAGAACAGCAGUUCCGUUGACUGGACCACCUCGAAUUACGAGACAGAGUCGAGCAGCACAGGCAUGUCAGAGUGUUCUGGGACAAGCCCGUUACCCCCAGAACCCACUAUACUGAUCCUGGAAGGUGCGAGAACUUUCCCCGCCAGGUCUUUUCCACCUGACGGCACGACUUUCGCCCAAGUAGGCCUGGGACAGAAGCUCAGCAAAGAGAUCCCUCCUUACAGCUACUGGAAUAUGCAAUUCUACCAAUCGGAGGCCGCUUACGUGCGAUUCGACUACAAUAUCCCUCGAGGAGCGAGCAUCGGUGUCUAUGCUAGAAGAAACGCGCUUCCAACGCACACGCAAUACGAUCUCCUGGAAGUGCUGAGCGGUUUCAAGGCUAGGACCACCAGGGCGUCCCAUGUUAGUGUUAUUCCUUCGAUCAAGAAAGAAGUGACGCACUAUAUGGAACCUGGUCACUGGUUCCUCUCGUUGUACAACGACGACGGAGAUCCUCAGGAGGUAUCGUUCAUAGCUAUAAUCGCGGAGGACAUGACGCACAAUUGUCCGAACGGAUGUAGCGGGAAGGGUGAAUGUCUGUUGGGUCAUUGCCAGUGCAUCCCUGGCUUCGGUGGCGAAGAUUGUAGCGAGAGCGUUUGUCCUGUCCUUUGUAGUCAACGUGGCGAGUACAUAAACGGAGAGUGUCAGUGCAACCCUGGUUGGAAGGGGAAGGAGUGUUCUCUGCGACACGACGAGUGUGAAGUGCCUGAUUGCAACGGACACGGGCAUUGUACCAAUGGAAAGUGCAAUUGCGUGAGGGGCUACAAAGGAAAGUACUGCGAGGAAGUGGACUGUCCUCAUCCGACUUGCUCGGGCCACGGUUUCUGCGCGGAGGGCACGUGUAUCUGCAAGAAAGGAUGGAAAGGAGCGGACUGCAGCCAGAUGGACAAGGAAGCGUUGCAAUGUCUGCCUAACUGUAGUGGCCAUGGGAACUUCGAUCUUGAAACUCAGACCUGUCUAUGCGAGCCUAUGUGGUCUGGCGAUGACUGCUCGAAAGAAUUGUGCGAUUUGGACUGCGGUCCUCAUGGUCACUGCGUGGACAACGCUUGCGACUGUCUGCCCGGAUGGUCCGGCGAAUUGUGCAAUUUGAAGCAGUGUGAUCCACGAUGCAACGAGCAUGGCCAGUGCAAGAACGGGACCUGCUUGUGCGUGACCGGUUGGAACGGGAGACAUUGCACGAUGGAAGGUUGCCCGAAUUCCUGUUCCGGACACGGACAGUGCAGAGUCAGCAACGACGGCCAGUGGGAGUGCAGGUGUGACGAUGACUGGGAUGGCAAGGACUGCAACGUGCUCCUCGAACAGAUCUGCAACGACGGACGGGACGAUGACAAAGACGGUCUCGUCGAUUGCGCUGAUCCAGAAUGUUGCUCGAAUCAUGUAUGUCGUACCAGCCAGCUUUGCGUGUCAGCACCGAAGCCGAUCGAUAUACUUCUGCGAAAGCAACCGCCUGCCAUAACCGCUUCCUUCUUCGAGAGGAUGAAAUUUUUAAUCGACGAGGGCAGUUUGCAGAACUAUGCUCGUCAGGAGACCUUCAACGAGAGUAUGUUCUGGAAUCACUUCAACACAAGCCGAUCGGCCGUUGUACGUGGCCGCGUUGUCACGCAUCUUGGCACCGGUCUGAUGGGUGUGCGAGUCAGCACCAGCACACCCCUGGAAGGCUUCACCCUGACAAGAGACGACGGCUGGUUCGAUCUCCUAGUGAACGGCGGUGGUGCAGUCACCCUGCAGUUUGGCAGAUCGCCCUUCAAGCCGCAGAGCCACAUAGUGUUCGUCCCUUGGAACGAGGUCGUGAUAAUCGACAAGAUCGUGAUGAGCACUGCAGAGGAGAAGCAACCGAACCACGUCCCUCACGCUUGCGCUGCCCACGACUACGAUCUGAUGAAGCCUGUGGUUCUGGCGACGUGGAAGCACGGCUUCCAGGGAGCGUGCCCCGACAAGAGUACCAUUCUGGCAGAGUCCCAGGUCGUACAAGAAAGCCUGCAAAUACACGGCACAGGAUUGAAUCUCGUUUACCACAGCUCCCGUGCAGCCGGCUAUCUAUCCACGAUACAGCUGCAAUUGACUCCGGAAGUCAUACCGGCGACCCUUAAUCUAAUCCACCUGAGAAUUACGAUCGAGGGUAUUCUCUUCGAGAAAACGUUCGAGGCGGAUCCAGUGAUAAAAUUCACGUACGCGUGGAACAGAUUAAACGUAUACAGGCAAAGAGUUUACGGUGUUACGACCGCUAUGGUGAAAGUGGGAUACGAGUAUCGCGACUGCAAGGAUAUUAUCUGGGACGUGCAGACGACGAAAUUGAGCGGUCACGAUAUGUCGAUCUCGGAAGUCGGCGGUUGGAACUUGGAUAUCCAUCACAGAUAUAAUUUCCACGAAGGUAUACUGCAGAAAGGGGACGGUUCGAAUAUUUACUUGAAACAGAAACCGAGAGUUAUUCUGACCACCAUGGGAGACGGACAUCCGAGGCCUUCGGAUUGCUACGAUUGCGACGGGCAAGCUUCCAAACAGAGACUACUUGCGCCAGUUGCUCUGGCCACUGCUCCGGAUGGCUCCAUCUUCGUCGGUGAUUUCAAUCUCGUGAGGAAGAUACUCGUCGAUGGCACUGUUAGGACUGUCGUUCGGCUCAAUGCAACAAGGGUCUCGUAUCGCUACCACAUAGCCCUCAGCCCGCUCGACGGCUCCCUCUACAUCUCUGACUCAGAAUCCCAUCAAAUAAUCCGCGUGCGCGACACUAACGACUACGCCGAUCCUGACCACAACUGGGAAACGGUGGUAGGAUCUGGAGAACGGUGUCUGCCAGGUGACGAAGCUCACUGCGGCGACGGUGCCCUUGCCAGAGACGCUAAGCUCGCCUAUCCUAAAGGUAUAGCUGUGUCCGCCGACAACGUACUGUACUUCGCUGAUGGAACGAACAUCAGAAUGGUCGAUAGAGACGGUAUCAUCACCACCGUGAUUGGCAACCACAUGCACAAAUCCCACUGGAAGCCUAUCCCCUGCGAAGGCACGUUAAACGUGGAAGAAGUUCAUCUUCGUUGGCCCACAGAGUUAGCCAUCAAUCCUCUGGACAACUCGUUGCACAUGAUCGACGAUCACAUGGUGCUUCAACUGGCUCCAGACGGUCGUGUCAAAGUGAUUGCUGGACGUCCACUUCACUGUGCCUCGCCGUCCUCAUCCUUCGAUACAGAACUCGCCACUCACGCCACUUUGGUGAUGCCUCAGAGCAUCGCGUUCGGUCCAUCUGGAAAUCUGUACAUCGCGGAGAGUGAUUCGCAGAGAAUUAAUAGAGUGAGGGUGAUUGGUACCGAUGGCAAGAUUUCUCCAUACGCCGGAGCAGAGUCUAAAUGCAACUGCUUGGAACGUGGUUGCGACUGCUUCGAAGCUGAUCAUUACCUCGCCUCCACUUCGAAAUUCAACACCAUAUUCGCGGUAGCCGUGUCCCCCGAUGGUAUUGUUCACAUCGGUGACCAGGCGAAUUAUAGGAUCAGAUCUGUGAUGGCCAGCAUUCCAGACGCUAGUGGUGCAAGGGAGUACGAGAUUUAUGCACCGGAUACUCAGGAAAUCUACGUGUUCAACAGAUUCGGUCAACACGUUGCCACGAAGAACAUCCUGACGGGUGAAGUUGUGUAUCAAUUCGCUUACAACGUUAAUACUAGCAAUGGAAAACUUAGCACGGUCACGGAUGCAGCUGGUAACAAGGUGUUCCUGUUGAGAGAUUACAGCAGCCAAGUGAACUUCAUCGAGAACACCAAAGGACAGAAGUGUAGGCUCAGGAUGUCCAGGAUGAAGAUGUUGCACGAAUUGAGCACACCAGACAAUUAUAACGUAACAUUCGACUAUCACGGUCCCACUGGCUUGUUGAAGACCAAAUUGGACAGCACAGGAAGGAGUUAUGUUUACAAUUACGAUGAAUUUGGCAGGCUUACCAGUGCAGUCACUCCAACUGGAAAGGUUAUCAGCCUGAUCUUUGAUCUGAGCCCGAAAGGGGCGGUCGUGAAAGUGGGACAGAAUAACAGGAAACCUAUGUCGAUGUUGAUCGGAGGAUCAUCGGUGGUCAACAAGGUAGGAGAGGCUGAGCAAAGGACAACGGUUCUUCCUGAUGGCUCUGUAGGCCAAGUCACACCGUGGGCACAUACUGUCAGCACUGACACCUUGCCGUACUCUGUGUUAGCUGAGAUCGAGCCACUGUUAGGAGAAAGCUACCCGGUGCCUGCUAAGCAGAGAACAGAAAUCGCUGGAGACUUGGCAAAUAGAUUCGAAUGGAGGUAUUUCCUUCGAAAGCUGCAAGGCAACAAGAACAGAGGGAAUUCGAAGUCUGUAGCACAAGUUGGCAGAAAGCUUCGUGUCAACGGGGACAUUCUGCUGUCUCUUGAAUACGACAGAGAAAUUAAUAGCGUGACAGUGUUUAUGGACGAUGUGGAGCUUUUGAAUGUUACUUACGAUAGAACAGCAAGGCCAAUCAAAUGGGGGCCCAGAAACGGUAUCUUCGCUGGAGUAGAGCUGGAAUAUGAUCGAUUCAGUCGAUUGACUAGCUGGACUUGGGGAGACAUCAGCGAGACCUACGGGUUCGACAGAGCUGGUAGAUUGGAUCAAAUAAAAUACAGCGAUGGUACGUCGAUGGUGUACUUGUUCAAGGACAUGUUCAGCAGUUUUCCAUUGUCAGUGACCACGCCAAGAGGAAGUGAUUACUUCUUGCAAUACGACGAGGCUGGAGCGUUGCAGUCGUUGACUACUCCAAGAGGACACAUUCACGCCUUCUCGUUGCAAACUUCUCUCGGAUUUUACAAGUACCAGUACUAUUCACCGAUGAACAGGCAUCCGUAUGAAAUUUUGUACAACGAUGACGGACAAAUUUUGGCCAAAGUGUAUCCUCACCAGAGCGGCAAAGUUGCUUACGUCUACGACCAUACUGGAAAAUUGGAGACUACUCUUGCAGGACUGUCUUCGAUCCACUACACGUACCAAGAAACCACGAGCCUCGUCCACAGUAUCGACAUCAACGAGCCAAACUUCGAGAUGCGUAUUGAGUACAAGUACCACGCUGGAAUUGUCAAAGACGAGAAGAUCAAGUUUGGUAGCAAGAGUGGCUUGGACAAUGCUCGUUAUCGUUAUCAGUACGAUGGCAAUGCUCGAAUAUCCGGCAUUGAAGUGGACAUUAACGGGAAACAGCUUCCUCAAUUGCGGCUGAAAUACAAUCAGAACCUCGGUAUACUGGAAGGUGUGGGAGAUCUGAGGAUAUACAGAAACCUGUUCAACAGAUCGGUUAUGCAAGAUAGCAGCAAACAAUUCUUCACCGUAACAGACUAUGACGAGCAUGGUCGCGUUAAGACGGUUUUGAUGAACAUUCGAUCGUUGGACGUGUUCCGUAUGGAGUUAGAAUACGACAACAGAAAUCGUAUAAAGAUGAGGAAGCUGUCUAUUGGAAAGGACGCGAUGGAGAAGAAAGAAUGGACCAAGAUGGAGAAGAUAACGUAUAACGCUGAUGGACACGUGCUAGAAGUAAUGGACACUGAGAAUAACUGGCAGUACGCUUACGAUGAAAAUGGUAACGUGAUUAGUAUUACGGAACACAACGAAAAGAUCACGCUAUGGUACGAUAGUGGCGAUCGUGUCGGUCAGUAUGGUGACGUUGAGUUUAACUCUGAUGGUCGAGGGUUCGUCGUGAUUCGAGGAAAGCAUAAAUACAGGUACAAUUCGCGCGGUCAGCUGAUCCACGCGUCAGAGCACAAGAAGUUCCAGAUAUGGUACUUCUACGACGACCGUGGCCGAUUGGUAGCCUGGAACGACGACCGUGAAAACAUCACUCAGUUCUUCUACGCGAACCCGAAGACACCAGAUCUGAUCACGCACGUUCACUUCCCGAAAUCUGCAAAGACCUUCCGGUUCCUCUACGACUCUCACAACUUCCUCAUGGCGGUAGAGACAUCGGAGCAAAGGUUCUACGUGGCAACCGAUCAAAAUGGCUCUCCCCUGGCGCUGUUCGACACCAAUGGAAACCUGAUCAAGGAAAUGAGACGUACGCCGUUCGGAAAAAUCAUCAAGGACACCAAUCCAGACUUCUACCUGCCCAUCGACUUCCACGGUGGUCUUCUCGAUCCGAAUACUAAACUAGUCUACCUAAGCAAGAGACUGUACGACCCGACAGUCGGCCAAUGGAUGACACCAGCGUGGGAGCAAAUGGCGAACGGACUGACAAUACCAACCGACAUCUUCAUUUAUCGUUUCCGUAACAACGAUCCGAUUAACUUCAAGCAAAACGUCGAAUACAUGACCGAUCUCGGAAGCUGGUUGAAACUGUACGGUUACGACAUCUCCGCGAUGCUCGGUUCGGAGUACAUGAAGCAAAUGGUGUACCAACCAAGUGCAACAAUCACGUCACCUCAAUUGACACCGGACUUUGGUGUAAUGUCAGGUCUACAGUGCAUAGUGAAUCGUGUACACGAGAAAUUCUCAGACCUAGGGUUCGUUCCCAAGCCUUUGUUAAAAUUAGAACCAAAGACGAGGAAUCUCCUUCCUCGGGUAGCUCAUCGUCGCGCCGUCUUCGGAGAGGGCAUCCUAGUGUCGCGUGUCGGUGGACGCGCGCUCGUCAGCGUGGUAGACGGUGUGAACAGCGUUGUACAGGACGUGGUGACGUCGGUGUUCAAUAAUUCCUACUUCCUGCCUCUCCACUUUAGUGUUCACGACCAGGAUGUGUUCUAUUUCGUGAAAGACAACGCCUUAAAGAUACGCGACGACAUGGAGGAGCUUCGUCGGCUGGGUGGCAUGUUCAACGUGUCCACUCACGAAACAACGGAGCACGGGGCUGGUACGUGGAAGGAGCUGAGGUUACACAAUCCAGACGCGGCGGUGGUGAUUAAGUACGGGGCGGAUCCUGAACAGGAAAGGCACAGAAUAUUAAAACACGCUCAUAAGAGAGCAGUCGAGAGAGCCUGGGAGAUCGAGAAGCAGCUGGUCGCAGCUGAUUUCCAAGGCAGAGGGGACUGGUCCAAGGAGGAGAAGGACGAGUUGUUAAGUCGGGGAACAGUUAGUGGUUACGAGGGUGUGGACAUUCACAGUGUACACAGAUAUCCACAGUUAGCCGACGAUCCGGGCAACAACAGGCGUAACAGGAUCCACAGGCACGACUCGUGA